GAGCGCGACCGCUGCUGCAGCCACCCUGCAAGCCGCCUGCCGGAGGCACGGUCCCUAGGCCCUAGAGCCCGGGGAGGCCCCCGGGGAAUCGGCACUGCUGGCGAGAGCUGCGAGGCCCGCCCCUGCCCGGCGCGGAGGGCGCGGAGGAUAUCCCUGGUGAUCUUGGAAGAGUCCAUAUCAUGGAAUCAAUCUCCAUGAUGGGAAGCCCCAAGAGUCUUAGUGAAACUUUUUUGCCUAAUGGGAUAAAUGGUAUCAAAGAUGCAAGGAAGGUCACUGUGGGUGUAAUCGGAAGUGGGGAUUUUGCCAAAUCCCUGACCAUUCGACUUAUUAGAUGUGGCUAUCAUGUGGUAAUAGGAAGCAGAAAUCCUAAGUUUGCUUCUGAAUUUUUUCCUCAUGUAGUAGAUGUCACUCACCAUGAAGAUGCUCUAAUAAAAACAAAUAUAAUAUUUGUUGCUAUACAUAGAGAACAUUAUACCUCCCUGUGGGACCUGAGACAUCUGCUUGUGGGUAAAAUCCUGAUUGAUGUGAGCAAUAAUAUGAAGGUAAACCAAUACCCAGAAUCCAAUGCGGAAUAUUUGGCUUCAUUAUUCCCGGACUCCUUGAUUGUGAAAGGAUUUAAUGUUAUCUCAGCUUGGGCACUUCAGUUAGGACCUAAGGAUGCCAGCCGGCAGGUUUAUAUAUGCAGCAAUAAUAUUCAAGCUCGACAACAGGUUAUUGAACUUGCCCGUCAACUGAAUUUCAUUCCCGUUGACUUGGGAUCAUUAUCAUCAGCCAGGGAGAUUGAAAAUUUACCCCUGCGACUGUUUACUCUCUGGAGAGGGCCAGUGGUGGUAGCCGUAAGCCUGGCCACAUUUUUCUUUCUUUAUUCUUUUGUCAGAGAUGUGAUUCAUCCCUAUGCUAGAAACCAGCAGAGUGACUUUUACAAGAUUCCUAUUGAGAUUGUGAAUAAGACCUUGCCCAUAGUUGCCAUUACUUUGCUGUCGCUGGUCUACCUGGCAGGUCUCCUGGCAGCUGCUUAUCAGCUUUAUUAUGGCACCAAGUAUAGGAGAUUCCCACCGUGGUUGGAGACCUGGUUACAGUGUAGAAAACAGCUUGGAUUAUUAAGCUUUUUCUUCGCUUCGGUCCAUGUUGCCUACAGCCUCUGCUUACCAAUGAGAAGGUCAGAGAGAUACUUAUUUCUCAACAUGGCUUAUCAGCAGGUUCAUGCAAAUAUUGAAAACUCUUGGAAUGAGGAAGAAGUCUGGAGAAUUGAAAUGUAUAUCUCCUUUGGCAUAAUGAGCCUCGGCUUACUUUCCCUCCUGGCAGUCACCUCUAUCCCUUCAGUGAGCAAUGCUUUAAACUGGAGGGAAUUCAGUUUCAUUCAGUCUACCCUUGGAUAUGUAGCUCUGCUCAUAAGUACUUUCCAUGUUUUGAUUUAUGGAUGGAAACGAGCUUUUGAAGAAGAGUACUACAGGUUUUAUACACCACCAAACUUUGUUCUUGCUCUUGUUUUGCCCUCAAUUGUAAUUCUGGGUAAGAUUGUUUUACUUCUUCCAUGUAUAAGCCAAAAGCUAAAGAGAAUUAAAAAGGGCUGGGAAAAGAGCCAAUUUCUAGAAGAAGGUAUUGGAGGAGCAGUUCCUCAUCUCUCACCAGAGAGGGUUACAGUAAUGUGAUGAUAAAUGGUGCUCCCUGCUGCUAUAUGAAGUUCUCCUCAUGCCAUUAUUUUUAUGACUUCCUUUAUCUUCACUUGCAAGUGCACUGUCAAACUGCUGUGGGCUGAAACCUGUUCAGUGAGAUCUCAACUGAAUUAAUGGUAGAAUUUUCUUCAAAUUUGUUUUCCCUAAUGUCACAUUUUGCUAAUAUGAAUUUUUAUAGUCAAUUUAUGUUGAAAUAUAGGUAUGUUUUGUUUUGUACAAUUGUAAUGCUAUUGUUAUUUUAAUAAACUUUAUUCCAUAAUCAGGCAGAAAUAUUUGUAGUUAAUAGUAUAGAUACAACAUAAUAUUAAAAAAAAAAAAAACUGUGCAAACCAGCAGAACUUUAAGUUUUAACAUAAUGUGAUGGAUAUUUUUUCCUGAAGCUUAAGUAAGAUUCUAAUUAUUAUUCAGCUUAAGAAAUAGAAAUGCAUAACAUACAUUAUUUUUAAGAAAGGACAUAUUAGGUUAGCAUCUAGGUAAGGGUAUAUGUUAAUAUCCCUAUAUUUCUUCAUAAGAUAGGGUUUGAACCAAUGUGAUUUGUGAGCAAACACAAAUUAAAGAGACAAACUGAACUUAAAAUUAUAUUUAAAACGUGUUGUAGAUGUGAAAUAUAUACUGAUAAUGUGUACCUCAUGAAAAGUUUUAUUCUUUAUCUUGUUACAGAGCAGUUUUAUUUGCAUAUUAAUAUACUGGAGGGAGAAGACAGUAAUAUAUGGCCUCCAAAGUUGAUUUUUCUAAUUUAGUAACAAUCCUUGGAAUCAUAUAGUUAUUUUUAGUUAGAGGGAAAGCAUUAAGUUUACAUACAAGUAGUUGUUUAUCAGCUGAUUUUUUUCUGUUGUACCUUAGCCAGUCAUAUUCUGAGUGAUAUAGGAUUUUACUGACAUUCACUAAGGGAUUAUAACAUGCCAGGCACUGUUCUAAGCACUUUACUUAUAUUUUCCCAUACAGUACUUACAACAACCCCUUGACAGAGGUGGUUAUUAUCCUCCUUUUACAUAUAAGGUUACUGGAUGGAGGAUAGAAAAGUUAGGUAAUUUGCUCAAGGUCAUGCCAGAGCUAGUAUUCAGGUCCAGGCAGUCACAUUUCAGAGGCUGUGGUUUUAGCCACUAGGCUGUGUGGCCCCUGCCCCAUCCCCAUGCAUUCCAAUCUAGAUGCUUCCUCUUUGGUAUAAAGGCACUGACAUUCUUUACAGUGCAGUCAUGGGUGUCAAAAGAUAUGUGAAGAUAUAAUUGUAAAUUUAUCCUUGCCUGGGGAUAUAAUUCACACUUACCCUAGGAAAGAAUCUUGCCUGGGACAGGACCCUAGAGAUCGAUGGCAGUCCACACACCUCUGUAUGCAGUAAGGGACUCCAGUAGAGAUAGGACUGUAGUAGUAGUUAACAGCGGAGGUCCUACAGAGUCUUAAAAAGCCCCUGUAGAUUUGGUCAUCUCUUUCUCUCUCUUGAGAUGUCCUCCUGCCUGCUCAGCCAUUCGUUAGGGAGCAGUUUGCAAGUAUGAAGGAUAUUUAGAUGAGUGGGUUAAUUAUGAAUCUGCUCUAGAGACAUAGAAUCAUACAAAUUAUUCAUGAAAGUUUUCAGUUCUGACAUUCCACAUUAAAAAUUGCAUUUUGUUCAUACUUUGGUUAGAAAGUCCUACAUUUUCCCCCCAUUUGCUCUUUCUUCAUUAAAAUACAAAGUUUCAGACAAGAUACAAUGAUAUGUAUUCCUCUUCCUGAAAUUCUAACAUUUUAAAACUUACCCAGUAAGGUUCUACUGAAACCAGCUGCCAAAAAGAAGAGGACUUUUAGUCAGUAGAAGCUACCUUUCCCACCAAUGGCUCGCUGCCUACCACCAUAUCAUGUCAGUUUGGUAAACUGCUCAUGUUUCUCUGAUGUUCUCUUCUUGGUGAAUUUUAGUAACUUGUACUUUUUAAUUGAGCUUUUCAUUUUAAUUGUAGCCCUUCUGUCUUGAUAAUCAUUUACUUGUUAGUUCUCGGCAGGGAUUCAGUUGGGUGAUAACUUCAAGGUAAUACCUAUAAACUAUAUAGUGGACUUGUGAAAUUAACUACAUAUUUGUAAUUAUUUCUUGUCCCUUCAGUUCCACUCCCUUUAAGCCCACGCUUUCACCAGUUAAUGUGAAAAUACAGUGAAAUAUUUUUAAAACUUAGAUUACUAUUGAAGUAUAUUUAUAUUGUUGCAUGUAUAUAUUAAUUAGCUAAUAAGAUAAAAUUAUCACUAUUACAGAUAAAUGGGGCCUUUGAAAAUAUGAAAAAGCGAAAUUUAUGAAGUGUAUAUAUGAUGUAAAAGUUGUUUGGAAUGGUAAUAUCUUCUUUUCAGUACUACAAAGUUGACAUAAUUAUGAAGUUUUAGAAUAAAUAUAAUAUGUGCGUGUUCAGUCACUAAGCCAUGUCCGUCUCUUUGCAACCCCAUGGACUGUAGCCUGCCAGGCUCCUCUGUUCAUGAGAUUUCCAGGCAAGAAUACUGGAGUGGGUUACCAUUUCCUUCUCCAAGGGAUCUUUCCAACCCAUGGAUCCAACAUUGGCAGGUGGAUUCUUUACCACUGAUCCACCAGGGAAGCCCAAGUGUAAUAUGUUCAUUAUAAUUCUAAAUGUUUAAAAGCUUUUCUGAAAGUGGAAAAAUACUGACUUUUAAUUGCUUUACUUAAAUAACUUUUAACUGCUUUAUUUUACUAUUUCCUACCUGAUUACUUUUCUUAAUUAUCAUUUCUCAUAAUCAUUCUUUAGAAAUCAUGACUCUGACCUCAGAAGUAUGACUGAAUUUUGCUCUUGGUAGAUGUGAGAAAGUAGUGGAAACUUUAAAGUAGAAGGCUUGUUUUUCCUAAAUUAUAUUUUGAGAAGUGUCCCUGAGAAAAUUAUAAGAAUGUAUAUAUCUAGUUGUGAAAAUAUAUCUAGUUGUGAAAGUGAAAGUUGCUCAGUUGUUUCCGACUCUUUGCAACCAUGGACUAUGGAGUCCAUGGAAUUCUCUAGACCAGAACACUGGAGUGGGUAGCUUUCCCUUCUCUGGGGGAUCUUCCCAACCCAGGUAUUGAAUUCUUUACCAGCUGAGCCACAUGGGAAGCCCUAGUUUUAAUCCUAUGCAAAAUAAUUAAUUUUUUUCCUAAAAGGAAAUUAAUUUUUGGGCUGAAUCAUGCUACCUAGCAUUUAUGCGCAGAUUUCAUAGGUCUCCUCUAUUAAGGAUAUUUAAAAUCAUGUUUAAAUAGGAAUAUAUUCAUGUUAGCAUAUAUUUUUCAAAGCAUAUAUGGAAAUUAGCCUAGAUUGUCCACAGGUAGAGAUUUUUAUUUAAAUUUUGAAGUAUUUUAAAGUAUGAAUAAAUUAUAUUUAUAGGUAUUUAUCAGAGAUAAUUAUUUUGUGCUACAUAUGGGAUUGGUUAAUGAGCUCCAAUGUUAAACUACCUGAUUAUAUUUCUUAUAAAUUAGCAUAAUUUUGAGUUGAUUAAGGGGUUUUACUUUCAAAAGUAAUUUGCUAAUAGUAGCCUAAUAUGUAUUCACCCUUACAGUGAAAUUAUGAAAAUUAUUUGUGUAAAAGGGCUUUCGAGAAUAUAUCAUAUCCAGUUUUUUUGUUUAUCUCUUAUUAAUGUGAUAGAAUCUUAAUUAUUUUUAAUUGCCUUUUGUCAUUAAACUGUUUCAUAAAAAAUUCUGUACAUAGAGGUUCCCCCUGCCAAAAAAGUUUUUAUUUGUGAAAUUUAAAAGUUUCUUAUGUGAUGUUUUAAACAAAGUGCCAUCAGUGUAAUUCAUAAGUAUUUCUUUAGGAAUACUAUGAACACUGAACCUGUGUCAGUCUAUAAAAUCUGUUUUGAAAGAAGUAUUUAAACAGCCUAAGAUGUUGCAUUGAAAUUAUUUUGUAAGUUCAUGACUUAAAGUAUUGUAACACAUGGUAUAAUAACCCGAGCCUGGUGUUAAGAUUUAUAUUUGUGAUGUGUUGUCAUGAAAAUGAGCUGCUCCACCCUCCGGUGUUCAUAAGCCACUAAAGCAAAUUCUGAUACAUAUUCAGUAUAUGUAAUUGCUCUAAAUGAAACUGUAAUAAUUUUUGUUGGAAACAAUUUGUUCAUACUUUUGAACAGUGAGUUUUAUAGGAACUAAUAGGUUCUUCGAUUUUGUUUUAAGCAAACCUCUAAAGUGCUAAUAUUCAGAGAUUCUGUCAAUAUGUUACCAAAAAACAUUUAGUUUAGCUGAAUACACAUACACACCAUAGUCCCCCCCACAAUGGUUUCAUUCUCUGUGAUUUCAGUUACUCACAAUCAACCGUGGUCUGAAAAUAUUAGAUGGAAAAUUAUGAAAAUAAACAGUUCAUAACUUUUAAAUUGUGUGCCAUCCUGAAUAGCAUGGUGAGAUCUUGGGUGUUCCCACUCCAGCUGGCCUAGGAUGUGAAUCAGCCCUUUGUUCAGCAUGUCCUUCCCCUUAGUUACUUGGUAGCUGUCUUGGUUAUCAGAUUGGCUGUUGUGGUAUUGCAGUGCAUGUAAUUCUUAUUUUACUUAAUAAUGGCCCCGGAGUACAAGAGUAGUGACACUAGGAAUUCAGAUAUGUCAAAGGGAAGUUGUAAAGUGUCCCCUCUAAGUGAAAUGGUGAAAGUUUUUGACUUAAUAAGGAAAGAAAAAAAAUUGUAUCUUGAGAUUGCUAGGAUAUAUGGUAAGAAUGAAUCUCCUAUCUACGAAAUUGUGAAGAAGGAAAAAGAAAUUCAUGCUAGUUUUACACUGCACUUCAUACUACGAAAGUUAUACAGUGUGUGACAAGUGCUUAGUUAAGAUGGAAAAGAUAUUAUAUACAAUAAGAGAUUUUGAGAGAGACAGACUACAUUCACAUAACUUUUGCUAUACUAUUUUGUUAUAAUCUUUCUAUUUUAUUAUUUGUAUUUUGUUGUACUCUCUUACUGUGCCUAAUUUAUAAAUUAAACUCUGUCACAGGUAUGUGUGUAUAGGGGGAAAAGAAAAACAGUAUAUAUAGAGUUUGGUACUAUUAGUCGCUUCAGGCAUCCACUGGGGGGGUCUUGAAACAUCUCCUGUGGAUAAGGGGAGGACUACUGAACAGAUAUAUAUAUUUUUUUAACUUCCCAAAUCAUUGGAUUAACAUCAUGCAGUCAUCCAAAAUUAGGGCGGACUAUUUGGAUUCUCCCAAUGGCUAGAUGGGCCAAAUGGCUAAAUGACCAAAGCAGGUGUUUUUUUAAAUGAUUUCCAAAUUGCCAACUCCAAGGAUGAUUCUCUUAUUUUCUUUAAAGGUCUUUCAUAGUUUUGCAGAUACUGAGUCUGAAGGGGGACUGGAAAUUGUCUCCCUGUGUCUAGUUACCCUACUUUAAAAAGCUGCUGUCCAUCACAUUGCUCAACAGCCCUCACAGUUAAGUCUUCAUUUGUGACUGAGUGUGGACCAGUGAGAUGUAGAGGUGCAAAUAAGUGAAUUCUUAGAAGUCUCUUCAAAGAAAGCAGCAUGUGUUCCUUUAUCUUAUUCCUCUGUCUUGCUGCCAGAUCUGUAUUACAAUAGGAACUCUUGCAAAUAUUCAAGAAGACCAAGGCCAAACCCUAAGGAGGGCAUGUUAGAAAUUAAAAAGGUCUUGACUGCUUCACUAGUUCAACUGCCUUUUCCUGUAUUUAAGCCAUUGUAAAUUUGGGUUUCUUUAUAUGAAAUCAAAAUUAAUACAUCCUGGCCUUCAGUUCUUUAUUACAAUACCAUAUAACACUGUUUGAAUAAACUAGAUUGCAAUAAUUCUUACGUUUAAAAGUUUGUAAAGGAUAGUGUGCAGUUCACAUUAGAACUGAUUUUCCAUUGUUAAUUAAUGAUACUCAUUUUCCUGCCUUUAUCUUUCAUUGAGUAUUUUGUAUCUGCUUAGAAAAUACUGUCUUAUUUAUAACUGUAAUAGAUAUUUGCUAAAACUCCAUAAUCUCCAAAAUACUGUUAUCAAAUUAUAUGCCAUGUUUUUAUAUCAUUCUCAUAGAUCUGCCUUAUAAAUAUAUAAAUAAAAACCUACUAUGUAAUGUGA
Messenger RNA from Dama dama (fallow deer), 7636 nucleotides. It is a transcript of the gene STEAP2, whose product is annotated as STEAP2 metalloreductase. The transcript is spliced from 5 exons. The record is from RefSeq and is a predicted model, not a curated record. Gene Ontology annotation, molecular function: cupric reductase (NADH) activity; ferric-chelate reductase (NADPH) activity. Gene Ontology annotation, cellular component: plasma membrane; endosome. Gene Ontology annotation, biological process: copper ion import. The coding region runs from base 180 to 1652 and encodes 490 amino acids. Lineage: Eukaryota; Metazoa; Chordata; Mammalia; Artiodactyla; Cervidae.